AAGGAAACGUUAUCGCGGGAAAAUUUCAAAUUGCGCGUAAUUUUGAGAGGGAACCCUUGUCAUCACACUAUUGCAUUUCACACAUAAAGACAAUUUUACAUUACAACCCUAAUCUCCAUUUCUCAGUGCUAUAAAUAUUGAACCCACUUUGCCCGACUUUGGUGCGCCAAAACUGUUCGAAGAAAUUCCCAACUCAGAAAAAUACACUCCGAGUCCGAGAAAAAUGUAUGUGGUGAAGAGGGAUGGCCGUCAAGAAGCCGUUCACUUCGAUAAGAUAACUGCGCGCCUCAAGAAGCUCAGUUAUGGGCUCAGCACUGAUCACUGCGACCCUGUUCUCGUCGCUCAGAAGGUCUGCGCCGGCGUCUACAAGGGUGUAACCACCAGCCAACUCGAUGAACUCGCCGCCGAGACUGCGGCUGCCAUGACCGCAAACCACCCUGACUAUGCUUCUUUGGCUGCUAGGAUUGCUGUUUCUAAUCUGCAUAAGAACACGAAGAAGUCGUUCUCUGAGACGGUGAAGAUCAUGUACAAUCAUGUUAAUGAUAGGUCUGGUCUGAAGGCUCCACUCAUUGCUGAUGAUGUUUAUGAAAUUAUCAUGAAGAGUGCUGUUCGUUUGGACAGUGAGAUAAUCUAUGAUAGGGACUUCGACUAUGAUUACUUUGGUUUUAAAACCCUGGAGAGGUCCUACCUCUUGAAGGUUCAAGGAAAGGUUGUGGAAAGGCCCCAGCACAUGUUGAUGAGGGUUGCUGUUGGAAUUCACAAGGAUGACAUAGAAUCUGCUGUCAGAACUUACCACAUGAUGUCUCAAAGAUGGUUCACUCAUGCUUCCCCAACACUUUUCAAUGCUGGAACUCCAAGGCCUCAAUUGAGUAGUUGCUUCCUCAUAUGUAUGAAAGAUGAUAGUAUAGAGGGAAUAUAUGAUACUUUGAAGGAGUGUGCUGUCAUCAGCAAAUCAGCAGGGGGAAUUGGUGUUUCUGUUCACAACAUUCGUGCCACUGGCAGCUACAUCCGUGGAACGAAUGGGACAUCCAAUGGUAUUCUUCCUAUGCUACGGGUGUUCAAUGAUACUGCUCGCUAUGUUGAUCAAGGGGGAGGCAAGAGGAAAGGUGCCUUUGCUGUGUACUUGGAGCCAUGGCAUUCUGAUAUAUUUGAAUUCUUGGACUUAAGGAAAAAUCAUGGGAAGGAAGAGCAUCGCGCGAGAGAUCUAUUUUAUGCACUUUGGGUGCCUGAUCUCUUUAUGGAAAGAGUUCAGUCUAAUGGAGAAUGGUCUUUGUUUUGUCCCAAUGAGGCACCAGGUUUGGCAGAUUGUUGGGGUGAAGAAUUUGAGAGGUUGUACAAUAAGUAUGAAAGAGAUGGGAAAGCAAAGAAGGUUGUUCAGGCACAGAAUCUUUGGUUUGAAAUUCUUAAGUCCCAGAUUGAAACUGGGACCCCUUACAUGCUUUUUAAGGACACCUGUAAUAGGAAAAGUAACCAGCAAAAUCUGGGUACAAUCAAGUCAUCAAACUUGUGCACUGAGAUAAUUGAGUAUACAAGUCCAACAGAAACGGCUGUGUGUAACCUGGCGUCGAUUGCACUACCACGAUAUGUCAGAGAGAAGGGAGUUCCCAUGGAGUCUCAACCUUCUAAGCUUGUUGGCAGUAGAGGCUCAAGAAACAGAUAUUUUGACUUUGAUAAACUUGGAGAGGUAACUGCAUUGGUGACAACAAACCUUAACAAAAUAAUUGAUGUCAAUUACUACCCAGUUGAUACUGCAAAGAGGUCAAACUUACGGCACAGACCCAUUGGUAUUGGUGUUCAAGGUCUUGCUGAUACAUUCAUACUGUUGGGCAUGGCAUUUGAUUCACCUGAGGCUCAACAGUUAAACAAGGAGAUAUUUGAGACUAUAUACUACCAUGCUCUAAAGACUUCUUCUGAAUUGGCUUCUAAAGAAGGUCCUUAUGAAACAUAUAGUGGCUGUCCUGUAAGCAAGGGAAUUCUUCAGCCAGACAUGUGGGGUGCAAAGCCCUCAAACCGCUGGGAUUGGGAUGCACUCCGGCAGAUGAUAUCAGACCGGGGUGUGAGAAAUUCACUUCUUGUUGCCCCUAUGCCAACUGCUUCUACUAGCCAGAUUCUUGGCAAUAAUGAGUGUUUUGAGCCGUAUACUUCUAAUAUUUACAGUCGCAGGGUUUUAAGUGGUGAAUUUGUUGUUGUGAACAAGCAUCUUCUUCAUGACUUGACUGAAAUGGGAAUGUGGUCUCCUACAAUCAAGAAUAAGAUUAUCUACGAGGAUGGCUCAGUUCAGAAAAUCCCAGAAAUUCCCGAGGACUUGAAAGACAUAUACAAGUAUGUUAUUUCUGAUUUUUCAAACUAACAGUAUCAACUUUUUUUUUUUUUUUUUAAUUUUCAAAAUCUCAUCUCUCAGAAAAUGCAUCUCUUUCAAUGUGGAAUUUUUGACCCGAAGUUUUUGCUGAUUGAUGUUGCUUUCUGGUUUUGGGCUUAUGGUCUGAAAACUGGGAUGUAUUAUCUUCGAUCACGAGCUGCAGCUGAUGCUAUCAAGUUCACUGUCGACACCACUGCCCUCAAAGAAAAACCUAAGGUGGAGGAUGAUGAGACCAAGAUGGCACAGAUGGUUUGCUCUUUAACAAACCGAGAAGAGUGCUUGGCUUGUGGAAGCUGAGAAGUAACGCCAAAUUGGUGAGGUUUCAAGCGAUGUUCUAUUUGUACACGUUAAACCAUUUGGGAUUCAAAGUCUCCCUGUGAUAGUUUUAAGCUUUCUAAAUGAUACUAUUUAGAGCUUUUUGUAUAGUUUUAUUUUUGUUGCGUGUAAACUUCAUAUGUAGUUUUUCUUGUAAAAUAUAUGUUGGUUUAUUUGAAGUCCAGAGAAACACUCAUUUAGUCAUUUCUGAGCUUUUAACCCGUGGACGAUGGAGCUCCAAAUUGCAUCACCUUAUAUACAUCACAAAGGGUUAAAGAUGUUAAGAAAUAGUCUUAGAAUUUAUCUCAACAACAGCAAAGGUGGUACUUUGCUGGGUUGUUACUUUCAAUGAGGAACUGGGUCAUGUAAUCUUAUCUGCAGUUUUAAGAUCAUAUAAAUUGAAAUUGUUGACGGA
Arachis duranensis is the source of this 3089-nucleotide messenger RNA. RefSeq names its product ribonucleoside-diphosphate reductase large subunit. Gene Ontology annotation, cellular component: ribonucleoside-diphosphate reductase complex. Gene Ontology annotation, molecular function: ATP binding; ribonucleoside-diphosphate reductase activity, thioredoxin disulfide as acceptor. Gene Ontology annotation, biological process: DNA replication; deoxyribonucleotide biosynthetic process. NCBI's taxonomy places the organism in Eukaryota, Viridiplantae, Streptophyta, Magnoliopsida, Fabales, Fabaceae. The record is from RefSeq and is a predicted model, not a curated record.